AUGCGCCUGCGACAGGCGCCGUGCCCGCACCAGGCGACGGCGCGCCAUGGCACCCACAAGGAGAAGCAGCGGCUGGCCGGCGCCGCGGACGCGCGCCUGAGGCAGGCCGAGGCGCUGCUGGGAGCCUGCCAGCGCGGGGUGCUCAAGGGCGCUGCGCUCGCCGCCUGGCGGUCUGGACUCGGCCUGCUCGAGGCACGGGCGUCAGCAGCGUCAGUGGUCGAGCCGUCACCUGCAGCGCGCGGGGGCGGUGGCGGUCAGGGCCGUGGUCGCCAGGGCGCUGCUGCGGGCGCUGUACGCGUGGAAGGGGAGCCGCCUUGCCGAGGACGUCGCCUGGCUCAGCUGGGAGAAGGAGCGGCUGGCCGACACCUUGGACGCCCGCCUGCGGCAGGCCGACACACUGCUCGGGGCCUGCCAGCACGGGGCGCUCAAGGGCGCCGCGCUCGCCGCUUGGAGGUACGGCUCGAGCCUGCAGCGUUCUUGGGAAAGCGCACACACGCCCGUGGCUCAUGGCCCAGCGGUUCGGGCUCGACCUGCGCAAAGCAAAUACGCCAGCGGUCGAACCGCCAUUUGCAGCAUGCAGGAGUAGUGGCGGUCAGGGGCGCGGACGCCAAGACGCUGCUCAAGGCGCUGCACGCGUGGAGGUGGAGCCGCCUUGCCGAGGACGUCACCUGGCUCUGCUGGGAGAAGGAGCGGCUGGCCGGCCGCGGACGCCAAGACGUUGCACAGAGCGUUGCAUGCGUGGAGGGGAAGCCGUCCAGCCCAGGUUGA
Messenger RNA from Prorocentrum cordatum, 768 nucleotides. The record is from the annotation of a GenBank genome assembly. Lineage: Eukaryota; Dinophyceae; Prorocentrales; Prorocentraceae.